UGAACUUUCCUGAUCCACAACAUGCCUGCUUCAACACGGCAGCUGUGCUGUCUGACAGACUGACAGAUGCCUUCACCAUGAUGCUGGGCGGCAGAGCACUGGUCCUCCUCCUCUUGGUGUCGCAGGUCAGAAGCUUCCUGAGCCCCUCUGAGGAAGACGAUGAUGAUGAUGGCAUCCCUGAAGAGUGGGUUCUGCUCCAUGUGGUUCAGGGCCACAUCGGGGCCGGGAACUACAGCUACCUGCGCCUCAACCACGACGGCAGAAUUGUCCUGCACAUGCAGAGCCUCAAGGGGGAUGCAGACCUGUAUGUGUCCGAUAAAACCCUUCAUCCGAGCUUCGACACCUACAAGCUGCAGUCGGUCACCUGCGGCCAUGAUGUGGUGGUCGUUCCAGAGGACUUUGCACGGCCUGUGGGCAUUGGCAUUUAUGGCCACCCUUCUCAUCAGGAGAGUGAGUUUGAAAUGCGAGUGUUUUAUGAUCAGGCCGUGGCCCAGGACCCAUUUGAGAAGGGCUCAUACCCAUCAGAGGAUGAACGGAAAGGGAGGAAAGCUGCUCUGGCAGCAGAAGAUGACUUUCAGGAAGAGGAGUCUAUCUUUUGGACCAUUUUGAUUGGACUUUUAAAGAUAAUUCUUGAAACUGUGUUUUGAAAAUCAGUCCUUUCCUUAGAAUAAUCUACAUUUGACAAAGUCAGCCAUGAACCAUUAAUUCAAAUAUACAUUUUUUUUUUCUUGGAAUCUGUAAGGAGGGAAAAUGCCUGUACGAAUCCCCAGGGAGGAAUCUGCCAUACACGUGGACAAAAUUGUUUAAUAAAAGAAAAAAACCACAGUG
Austrofundulus limnaeus is the source of this 828-nucleotide messenger RNA. RefSeq names its product chromosome unknown C6orf120 homolog (gene cunh6orf120). NCBI's taxonomy places the organism in Eukaryota, Metazoa, Chordata, Actinopteri, Cyprinodontiformes, Rivulidae. The record is from RefSeq and is a predicted model, not a curated record.